UUUUCGUUUCUUCGCUGACACUGACCUAGGGUUUGUUCUUUUCCCAUUUUUCUCUCAAUCUUUCUCAUUUUUCUCGCAUUCUUCCCAAUUCUUCCUCCAUUGUUCAACAUUGUCUUUCAUUUACCGAAGUGUUUUUAAAUUUUUGUCUUGUCUGUCUCUGUUAAUUUUCAGAAAAUGGGAUCCAAAAAAACGACGAAAUUGGGAAAAGAAGAAAGAGAAGGGAAGAAACGAAAAGCUACUAGUGAAGAACGUUUUUUUGAGGUCUUUGAAAUUAUUCUUAACUACAAUGGAGACUUUGAAUGGUUUGGUUAUUUUAAUGAGGAUGUGGCUGUCAGAAAAUUUCAUAUUGAGGAUAUAGGAUUAAAUAGUCUAGAUAAGUGGUUACUUGAAUUGAAGGUUCAGGGAUUGUUAAUGUAUUAUUGGAGGCGGGCUGGCAUGUAUACUGAAGAAUUAAUUCCUAUGGAAAACGAUGACCAUGUCAUGGACAUGGCACUGGCUGGGGCACAAGAUGGUAGUGUUGAUGUGUAUGUUAGGAAGUUAAGCUGUGAUGACGUGUGCAACCUAAGGCCUGUAUUUGGACAAACAUUAUUUGAGUUGAAAGAACUUGAAGAUGGGGAUGAUGCAUUGGAGCUGCAGGCUGUUGCUGAGGCUGAACCAGUGCAGGUGCUGCAGAUUGAAGGUCCCGGUGAACCAGUGGAGGUGCUGCAGAUUGAAGGUCCCGGUGAACCAGUGGAGGUGCUGCAGAUUGAAGGUCCCGGUGAACCAGUGGAGGUGCUGCAAAGUGAAGUUGUUGAUGAACCUGAAGUUGUUGAUGAACCCCUGGAGAAGCAGCAGUCUGGUGGUUCAGACUGAAGAUUGACACACUUGAGUUACCUUUUUUGUGCAAAGUUAUGCAUCAACAGUUGUAACCUUUUAGGUUAAUAUUUAUUUUGCAAUUAGUAUUAAUACUGAGAAUUUAUAUUUUUGCGCUGGUUGAUUAAAUGUUGGAGAAGUAUUGUUUGUUUGCUUAUGAUAUUCCCGUUUAUUAUUGUGAAUUGGUCGUUAUUGAAA
Molecule: messenger RNA, 1050 nt
Organism: Mercurialis annua (annual mercury)
Lineage: Eukaryota; Viridiplantae; Streptophyta; Magnoliopsida; Malpighiales; Euphorbiaceae
Exons: 2
Coding region: 175-852 (225 amino acids)
Source: RefSeq, a predicted model, not a curated record